Molecule: messenger RNA, 966 nt
Organism: Sorex araneus (European shrew)
Lineage: Eukaryota; Metazoa; Chordata; Mammalia; Eulipotyphla; Soricidae
Product: melanoma-associated antigen B4-like
Exons: 2
Coding region: 1-966 (321 amino acids)
Biological process (GO): negative regulation of transcription by RNA polymerase II
Cellular component (GO): nucleus
Source: RefSeq, a predicted model, not a curated record
AUGCCUCGUGGUCAGAAGAGUAAGCUCCGGGCUCGGAUGAAACGCCAGCAGACCCAAGGAAGGAAUAGGAAUACCAUGGGUGCGGAGACCAAAGGAGCUGAGGGAGAUCAGCCGUCCCCCUCCACCGCUGCUGCUUCUGAGGGCACUGCUGCAGGCUACUCUGGUGCAGAUGUGCUCCAGCUGCUUGAGGAAGAAGAGGGAGCUGAGGCGCAACCAAGCACCUCCAGGGCCGCACUGUAUUUUGCGAGCACUCGCAAAGAUCCUCUGGUCAGGAGAACCUGUAUGGUGGUGCAAUUCCUGCUGGAAAAGUAUAGAAUGAAGGAGCCCAUUACUCAGGCCGCAUUGCUGAAGAUUGUCAGCAAGAGGUACAAGGAUAGCUUUCCUGAAGUUAUAAGGAGAGUCUCUGAGCGCAUGGAGCUGGUGUUUGGCCUCGAAUUAAGGGAAACCUAUCCCAGUGGCCACACCUAUACUCUUGUUAGCAAGCUGGGCUCCACGGGUGUGGGUGAUGAAGUCUGUCCUGGGGAAUUGCCUAAGAUGGGGCUUCUGAUGACACUCCUUGGUGUGAUCUUCAUGAAGGGCAACCGGGCCAUUGAGGAGGAGAUCUGGGAUUUUCUAAGUAUGUUGGGGAUCUUUCCUGGAAGGAGGCACUUAAUCUUUGGGGAGCCCCGUAAGCUUAUCACCCAAGAGUUCGUGCAAGAAAGGUACCUUGAGUACCAGCUGAUUCCCCACAGUGAUCCUCCAGUCUAUGAGUUCCUGUGGGGCCCAAGAGCCUACACUGAGACAACAAAGAUGAAAGUGUUAGAAGUUAUAGCUAAGAUCAAUGACAACAUCCCUUCUAACUUCCCUGAUAUGUAUGAGGAGGCUCUGAGGGAUGAGGAAGAGAGAGCAAGAGAGAGAUCAAAGCAAAGGGCUGCCAAGUCCCGUCGGCCUCCCAAGCCUGCGUCCAAUAACCCCCCCAACGUUUAG